AAAUUAUAACAAGUAGUUAUUACGCUUCACUGUCACAUCGGCAAAAAUGGCCCCGGUUGAUCCUGCGACAGCUUAUUUGGUGUCGGCAGCUGUUAUCGUAGUUUUAUUAAUUGCUAUUUCAAUCUUCUGUGGAGAUAAAAGCAAAAAAAAGAAAGAUGAACAAAGGGCAGGACAGGCAGCUGCAGCAGGUGCAAGACCUAGAGCUAGAGAAGCUCCCCCUGGAGGAAGAGCAGUUAGGAGACGUGGUAACCGUGGAACCAGGAUGCAGAUCAGAGAUGAAGAUUCAGAUGAAGAAUAUGUGCCAGAUCCUGAGGAAGAUGAAGAUAUUUUUGAUGACUUUGGAGAGUCAGAGAAAACUAUGGGAGCCAAAAAAUUGAGAAAAUUACAAGAUAAAGCAGAGAAGAGAAGGCAAAGGGAGAUCGAAUUACAAGAGCGAGAAGAACGUAAAGAAAGAGAGAAGAAAUUAGAAGCUCAGAGAAAGAAAGAAGAAGAAAGAGAAAAGGCUGAAGAAGAAGCAAGGGCUGAAGAAGAAAGGAUUCUGAAGGAAGAACAAGAGAAACGUGAACAUGAAGACUAUCUCAAGAUGAAGGAAAUGUUCUCGGUUGAAGAAGAAGGUGAAAGUGAACAAGCUGGUGACCUUAGUUCACAGUCCUUGCUUCAGGAAUUCAUUAAUUAUAUCAAGGAAAUGAAGGUUGUCAUGCUGGAAGAUCUAGCAGCUCAUUUUAAAAUUAAAACACAGGACUGUAUAAACAGAAUACAAGAGUUACAAGCAGAUGGUCGACUCACGGGAGUGGUUGAUGACCGCGGAAAAUUUAUUUAUAUAACAGUGGAGGAACUUGAAUCUGUUGCGAAGUUUAUACGACAACAUGGACGUGUUUCUAUAGCGGAACUAGCCGAGUCCAGUAAUAGACUGAUAAAUCUGAACCCAGAUAAUGCAGAUAUACAUAAAAAACUAAUUGUUGGUGACCAUGAAGCAGAAAUUAUUGAAGUGUCGUAGGAUAUGAGAUAUAGUGGAGGUUUAAUGCAGAGAAUUAAAAAUUGAGAAGUUCAUAGGAGGCAUGUUAGAAUAGCGUUAUAUUAAAAGUGGUUAUGUCCUAUCAAUGGACUGAUUCGAAUAAGAACUUUUUUUCCUGAUUGAGCAGUUGUUUUAUUACAUGUACUUGCAUGCAUGUUAGAUGUAAUAGUAUCUAUCAUUACUGUGACAAUCGGCUAAAAUUUAUAAAUAGUUUAAUUGAAUAAUGGAUAACAGAACAGUUUGCAAACUUCUGAUUUUACAAUUCAUUGAUCAUGGUGUGCAAGUGCUUUUAAGACUAUAUCAAGAAAAUCAUACAUAUUUGAAACCAUCUGAACCUCUCAUUGAUCGCUAAAUAUUGUGAAAUGUCACUAAAUCUGUGCAGCAAUGAUCAGUUUUAUAAAUUUUGCGUAGAUUUUCGUAAGUAUAUGAAUCAUAGAUUAAGAAAAAUAUGUCUGCAGGACAGCGUAUUCCAUAGAUAAAUCUUUCAACAUGUGUCCAGUAA
Molecule: messenger RNA, 1517 nt
Organism: Mercenaria mercenaria
Lineage: Eukaryota; Metazoa; Mollusca; Bivalvia; Venerida; Veneridae
Product: DDRGK domain-containing protein 1-like
Exons: 8
Coding region: 47-997 (316 amino acids)
Source: RefSeq, a predicted model, not a curated record